Drosophila melanogaster (fruit fly) is the source of this 1146-nucleotide messenger RNA. It is a transcript of the gene Gr93d, whose product is annotated as gustatory receptor 93d. Bases 1 to 1146 code for a protein of 381 amino acids. Lineage: Eukaryota; Metazoa; Arthropoda; Insecta; Diptera; Drosophilidae. Gene Ontology annotation, biological process: detection of chemical stimulus involved in sensory perception of taste; sensory perception of taste. The transcript has 2 exons. Gene Ontology annotation, cellular component: membrane; plasma membrane. The record is from RefSeq and is marked reviewed.
AUGAAGGCUACAAAAUAUUCCGUCGGAAUCCUUCGUUUUAUGUCCUUUUACGCCAGAUUUUUGAGCUUAGUGUGCUUUCGGCUUAGAAAACAGAAGGACAACAAUGUGUGGCUGGAGGAAAUUUGGAGUAAUCGGUCGCGGUGGAAGUGGAUAUCGGUUACCUUACGGAUUGUGCCCCUCUGCAUCUAUGCGUUUACGUAUGCUGAAUGGAUCAGCAAUAGAAUGCUAAUUACCGAAAAAUUUCUGCACUCAUGUAGUCUAGUGGUUUCGAUACCCUGCUACUUAUCGAUAAUUCACUUGAAGAUCUGUCAUGGCCCGGAAGUGACCAAGUUGGUUAACCAAUAUCUGCACAUCUUUCGCCUGGGAACCCUGGACAUCCGUAGAAGAAGUCAAUUUGGAGGCGGUAGAGAGUUGUUCCUGCUAAUUCUUUCGGUUUGUUGUCAGAUUCAUGAAUAUGUUUUUAUAUUGGUCAUAGCGAGCAGACUUUGUGGUUUUCAACAUAUUAUUUGGUGGGUUAGCUAUACAUAUGUGUUUAUUAUAUGUAAUUCGAUCAUGUGUUUCGGUUUUAUUUGGCACCUAAGCCUGGGAGUUCUCUAUGCUGAGCUGAACGAUAAUCUUCGCUUUGAGUCAGGCUUCCAAACGGCAUUUUUAAGGAAACAGCAAAGAAUUAGGGUACAAAAAUCUAUGGCACUUUUCAAGGAGAUAUCCUCUGUGGUUACCUCCUUGCAGGACAUUUUCAAUGUACACCUAUUUUUGAGCGCACUCUUGACACUUCUGCAAGUUCUAGUCGUUUGGUAUAAAAUGAUCAUCGAUUUAGGGUUUUCUGACUUUCGGAUUUGGUCAUUCUCGCUUAAAAAUUUGAUCCAAACGCUCCUUCCUGUUUUGGCCAUUCAAGAAGCGGCAAAUCAAUUUAAACAAACUCGGGAACGUGCUCUGGAUAUUUUCCUCGUUGGAAAGUCAAAGCAUUGGAUGAAAUCGGUGGAAAUAUUUGUCACCCAUCUCAACCUAAGCGAGUUCAGGGUUAACUUGUUGGGCCUCUUCAAUGUUUCCAACGAACUAUUUCUAAUAAUUGUAUCUGCAAUGUUUUGCUAUCUGGUUUUUGUAACACAAUGUGUAAUCGUGUAUCGCAGACGCUAUGUUAUUUGA